This is a messenger RNA of Galleria mellonella (greater wax moth), 8293 nucleotides long. It is a transcript of the gene Dab, whose product is annotated as protein disabled. Bases 1291 to 5817 code for a protein of 1508 amino acids. Lineage: Eukaryota; Metazoa; Arthropoda; Insecta; Lepidoptera; Pyralidae. The transcript has 19 exons. The record is from RefSeq and is a predicted model, not a curated record.
AAUAAAUAUUUUUUUAUUACUUAAUAAUCUUAUUUAUUAAACGUCGUAUUUAUUUUUUAAAGAUCAUAUUUAUUUCUAUUAAAAAUCUCAAAUAAUUUGACUUAUUUCCUAAUUAUUAUGUAGUAAAUAAUAUUUCGUUAAGUUUUUAUUAUGCCCUUUGAGCUGAUAUGACAACACUUAUCAUGGUUAUAUUUAACAAACAUAACUGAAUAAAUUUAUAAUCUUUAUAUAAAUAUGUAGUGGCAUAUACUAUUGUUUCAACAUAUCAGAUAGAGGAUGUCAUAUCUCUAGUUUACCUCGUGAUAUUCUAAAUACUUAAAUAAAUAAUUCUGUAUAAUAUUACAAGAAAUAUUUAAAUAGAAAAUAAAUAGCGUUUAGAACAACUUUUUGUUUAAUUUCUAGAACUUAUUCUAAAAACUAAAUGAUCACAUAAAAUAAAUUAUUUUAUUCAAGGUCAAUUUUUAGUCUAUAUGUGCAUAUACAUGCAUUAACUUAUGACUUUUAAUAAUGACAUUAGGUAUCGUAAUAAUAUUUAUAAAUAUUUUUUCUAUAUAGAUAACUGUUUUUGAAAAUUAUUUACUGCUAAACACAAACAGACAAAAACUGUACUAUUACAAACAUAUUGACAGACUACAUAACAUAGUUUCAUUGAGUAAACGGCAAAAGUUGCACAAAGUAAGAGACAGCUACGAAUAUUGAUUAGGGGUUGCUAGUGCGCUUGUGUGCGCGGCACCCUUCACACCGACAGUGUGCGCGGUGCGCGCGCUGUGUGAGUGCGUGCGUUUUGCUACCCACUGCCCAUGUGCUAGCGAACUCUGCGGCCGGGUCUCUUGUGCCAUACGAACUAACCGAUUAUUAAGACUAAUGUUAAUUUUACAAAAGACUCCAUACCGUCUCCAGAAAACUACCCAAAAAAGAGCAACGACGGUAUGCGGAGCUAAAUCACCGCUGCGUCGAAACGUCCCAUCAGGAUCGUGAACAGCACCGUAAAAAUCAAUAAAUCUCGUUGUGAAAUAAAAAAUUGCAUUUUACAUUUGUAUUACGAGUGCCUCCUAUGUCAAAUAUCGCGUCCGAAAUAGUGUAUACCAAUAGUGUAUUCCCGUUUCAGUGAUACAGAGAGAUUAAACAUUCUCGAUGUUUAAUCACAAGUUACCGACUGACUUUCCAAUGCAAACCCUCCGUAAGAAAACCAGCCCUUGCAAAUAGGGUGUGUUGUGGGCCCGUGGCGAAUGUGCAGCGGUGGUGCAGCGGGGGGAGUAGCUUGCUAUUUGUCGGUUUGUACGGGGAAUUAUGCAGGUGUGUCAUUUCCAGCAUCUCUUGCGGCAGUUCGACAAGAACGAGCCGGGCCGUUUCCUCGGCGAAGGUGUGUCGUUUCGCGCCAAACUGAUUGGUGUCUUGGAGGUACCGGAAGCGCGUGGAGACAGGAUGUGCCAGGAGGCGCUUGCAGAUCUAAAAAUGGCGAUCCGGGCAGCUGGCGAGCACAAACAACGAAUACAGGUUCACGUCGCCAUUGAUGGGUUAAGACUGCGCGAUGACAAAACUGGUGAUUGCCUGCACCAUCAUCCAGUCCACAAAAUAUCGUUCAUCGCGCAGGACAUGACGGACUCGCGCGCGUUUGGGUACAUAUUCGGUUCACCAGACACCAGCCACCGAUUCUUUGGCAUCAAGACUGAUAAAGCUGCUAGUCAAGUAGUAAUAGCAAUGAGGGAUCUGUUCCAAGUAGUUUUCGAAUUAAAGAAGAAAGAAGUAGAAAUGGCGAAGCAACAGUUGGAAGGCAAGACAGUAACAAGCACUCUAGCGAGGCACACAACAAGCAUUGUAGAAACUAAAGUCAAGAGUAUAACAUCGACUGGCGAAACAAGUACAUCGACACCUAAAGUUGCUGAAACUGGUGCAGAAGGCGGCGUGGCGGAGCUAGUCGACUUGGAACAGGAGCUGAGCUCAUUACGGAGAGGGCUCACGCAGGUGGAGGGGCUAACGCCUUCUACAGACCCUUUUGGCGACUCUUUUAUAAUGCCAUCUUCUCAGAAGGGGCUGUUGCCUCCGCCACCGUCGGGUACGUCGAGCCGCGGCCGCAGCACUCCGAGUACCCGCUCCGUGCUAAGCCCUGGCAAAGGCUCCAGCCCGGCCCCGGCCUCCGUGCCUGCCGCACCCGCUGGCUCUACACCCCUGCCUUUUGACCUGGCAACCGUUGCUGGCGACUUCGAGCCAGCCCCCGUUGACAACCUUACCGACCCACCGGUGAGCCAGCCCGGCCCGUCCACGACGCCGUCGCUCAGUUACGACGUAUUCACCGAACUAGAUCCCCUCGGCACCGGCCGGAGUAAACCUUACGUUGACAAAAAACUCUUCUUUCAGGAGCUCAAAAAUCCGCCAAAGAAAGUGCUCAAAGACCUCGUUCCGACCACUCAGUCGCUCCUUACUGACAUAUUGCCGGUUACAACCGAGGCUAAGUCCGAUUACGGCCCGGCGACCACGAUGACGUCAUUGUCACGCCACUCCGGCGGCACCGUGGCGAUCGCCAAGCCGCAGCCCGCCAUGUUCACAGGGAACUUUUUCCCGGCGGAUCCUUUCGCGGAGACUGACCCGUUCGAUAACACUGAUCCGUUCUCGGACUCGUUCAAGGACGACCCUUUCACGAGUAUGCAGGAGUUCCCGAAGUCGAUGAGAGGGGAUGACGCAAAGAGGCCGAGUAGAGAGCUGUCACACGACAAAUCGGAGAGUUUGGAGAGCGGCAAAAACGUGUUCAACGGACCUUUACAAGUGACGCUACCACCGGAACCAGCGCCGAAGUCACCAAGACUACAGAGACAGGGCUUAGAUUCGAGUUCACUGUCGAUGAGUAGUCGAGCGAGAGCGGCAGGCGGGUCGCCUCCGCCCCCGCUGCCUCCCAAGAAGCCAGCGGACGUGUGUACAGUGCGGCCACCACCGCGCCCGCCGCACGACGACCAGUCAUCCGCUCCGUCGCCGCUCUCGUCGCUCAUCGCACCUCCGUCCGCCUCCGCUUCCGCUUCCGCCGGUCCACCAUUACCGCGGCCAGCUAGGAAGAAGGAACCUUUAGCGGACCGCAGCACGAAGCCGCGGCUGUCGUGCGCGUCGGCGGCCACCAACAGCAGCGAGGAGGAAUACCUGACGCCGGCGCCACCGCCGCUGCCCGCCGCGCGCCGCUUCGACAUCACACUCAGCCAGCUGCUCACCUGCACCAUGGACGAACUCGCGCACAGGUUACGAGUACCAGCGACAACUCUUUCUUCCAUGACACUACCUCAGUUAACAGAAUACCUUCGUUCAUAUUUGGCAGCCGAUAAUGAGAGAGCACACAUCAACGUAGAGCCUUCAUUGCGAACAGACAAAGAUAAACCAAUAUUACCACCAUCCACUGUAACGAUACCAGAGAAGCCCGCGCCGUCCGCACCACCUAUAUCAGAGUUCCGACCACAGUUUGAAGACAAUUUCGCUCCUACGGAAUCUAACGAUACUUUUGUAGCAAAUUUUGACGACUUCGACAAAAAAGCCAAUCCUUCUUACGAUCGAUACGCAGCAUUCAGAGAAAUACAGGAGCAGGAACUGAAAUCGAAGUCAAUAUUAGAUCCUGUAGACACAGGUGAAAUAGAUUCCAAACAGGACUCCGACGAAAAAGAGGAACUCACGGCUAUUAAUGAUUUAAUGCGAGCGAAAGAGGACAGGAAAUUGGAGGCGAAAGAAACGUCUAGAAGUCCAUUGAAAACCCUAGACGAACUGACAAUGGAUUCUUUUAAUAUGUUCCGAAAUUCAGUCAGUCCGAAACCAUCGCAGAUCGACGCUAAAAUAGAAGAUAUAAAGUCGGUGAUGAAGAAUUUGCAGAUAGAGAAAUCUAGAAGGAGCGUGUCACCUCGGGAUAAUGGUAACGUUGAUAUGAAGCAGGAAGAUGCUAGUGAUAGGUACGCAGCGUUACGCGAGAUCACAAUUACUGAACCGCCUCAAGAUGAGUUUGAAUCAUUGCCUCCGGAAGUGCCAAAGGAACGUAAGAAAUCUGAUGAGAAAUCGGAUGGCUUCGACAAUUCUGAUUUCUUCGAUUGCAUCGAUAACAGCUCACUUUCAUUCUCACACGUCGAAGACGCGUUUAGAAAAAGUCCCGUAGUGAAAGAGAGAGAAGAAGAAAAGAAAUUGGAGGAAAAGAAAGAGGUGCAGGUAGAACUAGCACCUGUAAGGGAAUUGCAGCCACCUCCAGCACGGUUAUCGACAGAGUCGAUCAGCGACGUCGCUAGUGGGUCGUCUCCUGACACUAAAGAGAAGUGCGUGAGCGUGCGGGGCGCGGGCGGCGGCGGCGGCAGCGGCGGCGGCGGCGGUGGCGAGGGCGGCGGCGGGUGCUCCGGGCGUGUCGCGGGCGGCGGCGCGGGGGCCGGGGGCGGGGGCGGUGCUCGCUGGGCGGCGCUGGGCGCGGCCGCGUCGCCGUGGUCGUCCGACUCGCGCGACUCGGAGCCGCGCCCGCGCCGCCGCAAGCUGCACACGCCGCCCGACAAGCGCGCGCACAGAGUGCAAACGUCGUCGUCGUCGCGCGACGUGUCGCCGUGGGAGGAGGAGCGGUCGCCCGCGUCGCCCGCGCCGCCCGCGCCGCGCCUGCAGCGCCCCCCCGCGCACCACCGCGACCGCGACAGGGACUCCAGGCACAAUUCAUCCGGGUCCAGAGAAUGCCUCGACUCCGGCAGCGGUCGAGAGAAAGACAAGAUAAGGGACAAACGCGACCGCGGCGACCGCGAGCUGAGCAGAGACGGGAGGGAGUCGGGCCGCGACCGCCGCGACUCGGGCAGCGGUCGCGACCGCCGCGACCGCAGCAAAGAGCGCGAUCACCGCGACCACCGCGACCACCGCCGUGACCGCCGUGACCGCGACCGCGACCACUCCUGGGACCGCGACCGGCCCUACGCGCGCGACCGCGACUACCGGGACUCGCGCAGCAGGGACCGCUCCAAGGAUUACAGGGACAAAGAUAGAGAUCGACACAGAAAGUCCAGGCAUUCGUACGACGAGGACGAAGAUUAUAGUGAUGGCUGCGGUUCGGGAAGAUCGUCACCGCGAGACCGAUGGCCUGAGCGCUGGAGGCGAGAUGAAAGAAAUUAUGGUUCCUUGGGAUGGCGUGAGUCGCGACGUAGGGCUGAAAUGAGGCAAAAUGAUGAUCCUAGCGAUAGAAGAUACGGCUCAACAUUAGGAUGGCCCGGGCGUAGGGCAACUGCAAGUUCAAGACGCGAGGUGCGUGAAGUACGUGAGCCGCGCGACGAUCGCGAGGCACGGCGGCGACCGCGGCGGGAGGAGCGGCCGCGCCGGGACUACAGGUUCUCCAACGACUUCUCCCCCCGGGACCACCCCUCGCCCUUCGAUAACAACUUCCAGGACACUCCCACGUCCGCCGCCAAGAAAAGAGGGCCGUACUCCUCACUGGAAGGAACCAGGUUUGCAUUCGACCCCGAGGAGAUGGGUGCAUCGCCACAGUCGGCAAGCAGUUCGCGUGCCCGGGACCCGGAUUCACCGGCGACCCGAUUCCGGUUCGAUUCCGAUUCGAUAUCUCCACGCUCUAUGUUCGAAGACGACUUCACUGCCGCGUCCACGCCUCGAGGCAGGACCGCUUCUAUAGCCGAGGAAGACGAGAGUGACGUCCCACCGCUCCGAUCGAAGCCCCAGACGGCUCACAGAGAUAUAAAAAAAUCAGAGUCGGUAAAUAUAUUCACACGGGAAAGUGACCCGUUCGAGGGGGACGCGUUCUUCGCGUGCACUGGAUCUGACCGCGCGGCGCGGAGAGACAACUGGCCCGGAGACUUCCAGGGCUUCGACAAUGCGUGAGCCCUGCGCUCUGUCCGUUUUGUUACUCUGUGACCAUCAUGAACUUGCCAUUUAUUGACACACUGAUCACAUGUAUUUGCGAUCACGCUAGAAAAUUGACAAAUGCUUAUGAACAUUUCUGGUCAGUGUAUAUAGGUACAUAUUGUACUAUUUAUACCUGUUGAGAAUAUCCGUAAUAUAUGACUGUGAAUGUAUGCAUAUAAAAAGUCGAAUGAUAGUCGCAUAGAUUGCCUUCUAUAUAAUUUGCAAUUAUUUUGUAUGUUUGUUGUUGUCUUAUAGUAUUAUAAACGUGAAAAUGUUACUAGCAUUAAUUGUCAUAGUGAAAUUUCUUUAUAAGAGUGAAGUCUAUGCGACUAUGCAAUUAUUCCUAUGGUAAUUUGUAAAUGACGGACAUAGCGGAUCUUGCCAUUAAAUACUAUAAGUUAAAUACAUUUUUAUAGAUCUCGCUAAUGGUAAUCUUGCAAUCUCAAUGUUGAAAUUGAAAUUCUAAAUAAAGUGCAACGACAACCAUUCGACGGAUUUCUAAUCAACGUAAACCUUACUGCAUUGUCAUAAGGUUUAGUUUGAUUAAACAAAUCACGAUAAUCAUAAACACCAGAAUUCAGCUACUGGUUUAUGUAACGUAACAAAUGAAUAUAAUAAAAAUUCUUUUUUUAUUAUUUAAAUAACGGCAUUAGUUACUUUAAAAUGGCAAUCUAUAAUAUAAUGAUAAUGGUAUACUUAAUAAUUAGAACUGAACAAACUUUUUAAUUUAAUAUCAACUUAAGUUAUUUUCAUCUCACUAAAAUAAUAAUAAAUAAAAUUUAGAAUUUCAAUUCAAUAAUAUUUGUUUUAAAUUAGUAAAAUCCCACGAUGUUCCCCGAAUGUAUAAUAAGUGAUAGUAAUAAGUGACGUGCCGCUAUUGAUUAACUAGUCGUCUAAGGCUGUAUACCCUUGACCAUUGUCACCCUAGUAUUAUGUAUACGUAUGUUAAGACAUAUAUUAAUUUGGACAGAUUCGGUCCAAGUUUAUAUAGGCCUUGAGUCGCAACCUGUGAUAUGUAUAAGCAACGCCCUAAUGACAUUUUGUUAAACGCUUCUAAUAUUGUGAUAUCGAAUCGCUGUUAUCGUCAAAGUCCGUGAAUUACAAUUUAAGUACAUGCACAUAUUGUGUUGCCAUUGUUGGCGCCAUUUUGUGGUGCAAACUGUCAUGGCGUACCGCAGCAUUUAAUAGACUAGGUAAUUUCAAAUUGUUUACCAGCGCUUUACUCGAGCAAAGUUAGUGGUGCGUAGAUGUGAUUUUGUGAUAUAUCUGCUCAUCAAUAAUUUUGUUCAAAUAAUGUGUUAGUUAUGGAGUCCACAUAUAACUAUUCAAAAUGGUAAGCAAUUUAUUUUGAUAACAGCAUUCUGUAACAUAACUCGUACUAGCACUUUAUAAACAUGUAUUAUAAUUAAAGUGCUGGAUAUUUUGUAAAGAGAGAAAGUAUUAAGUUUAACGCUAUUUCUUUAGGUUUUUGUAACCUUCAUUGUUGUAAUAUUAGUAAUUUGUAAUAUUUUAAUGUUAUUUUAUUCUUUGACGAUAACACCAAUAAGUAAUUAAUAAAAACCUUGAUCACUGUAACUAAACAUGUAAUAAUUUUAUAUGCUUGUGUAUGUACAUAACUAAUAAAAUAUACAAUAGUUGUUCAAACAUAACAUAUGAAAUGCAUAAACAAUAUUAUAUAAAAUUGAAGGACUUUUAUGUUUUAACUAUAUCUGGCAAUCUUUAAUAUAAAUAUGAUCAUUUUUCAAAAUAAACAAUUUUAAAUGUUUUCUAACAUGUUAAUUAUGUAAUAAUACUAUCUCAAAAAUUUUGGACUUUAUAAUAAAAAAAAGUGAUUGAAAACAAACAAAACAAAAUAUGAAGUAAUUAUAAUUUGUAGAUUAAAAAAAUAAUGGAAUAUUUUUUUUUUAUAUGUUGCCAAACUUCAAUUCAUAUUGAUCCUAAUUCUAUUACCAGACUGAUUAUUCCAAGUCAAGUUUGUUCGUGUUUGUAAAUAUGCCAAUUUCAUUAAAACUAAUUUUAAUUUAUAUUAAAAUUAUUUCCUUCUUAUAUUUUCGUGUGUUUAUUAUUAAUUCUUAGAAUUGUUUAAUUUUAAUGAAAACCUGAUAAAACUAAAUUUUAUUUGUCAUAAGGCAAACUAUACACAUAAUCGGGAUUUCGAACACAGACAAGUUUAUUUUUUUUUUUAUAGAAAUGACAUAAGUACCUAAAAAAGGGAGCAGUCACAUAAUUGAAUUCAACUAUGUAUACUUACACUGAAAUCACAUACUGUACUAUAGACACUGUUUACUCCCAUUGAAUUCUUGUAUACUUACAUCUAUUCAUAAAUUACCUUAAAAAGCACAUAAAUCCAAGUCACUAGUAGUCAUUUAUUAUAUCAUAAAAAUUACUUUAAACAAUUUGAGAAAAGGGAUUAUGCUUGCUUGCUAGUUCUUUUUAUUUAUGUUUAUAUAUA